AUGGGUGCUGAGGCGGCUGGGCCCUACCAACCUCGUUCUGAAACGUCCAUCAAGCUACCGAACUUACAGAAUCUUCCAUAUUCCAAUGAAAGCAGCGCCAUGCAAGCAACGCCGUGCACCCUGGCUGAACUCAUGACGGAACUUGUAAGCGGUGUCACUAAGUUCAUCAGACACGGAGGUAGCGAAGAGGGAUCAGAAAUUCGAGAGUUCUCAAAACUACGGACUGUACUAAGCGAUGUGCUUGCCCAUAGUGUGUGGCACGGCAGUCGAUGGCGCAGACGGCACCAUGAUGGGAGGCGCACGGGAAGUGAAAAGAAAGUGCCUGUCCUGGUCUACCGGCAAGCGCGCUUUGUACCACCGCUUCAACCACGAUAA
Molecule: messenger RNA, 375 nt
Organism: Opisthorchis viverrini
Lineage: Eukaryota; Metazoa; Platyhelminthes; Trematoda; Opisthorchiida; Opisthorchiidae
Exons: 1
Coding region: 1-375 (124 amino acids)
Source: RefSeq, a predicted model, not a curated record